This is a messenger RNA of Penaeus vannamei (Pacific white shrimp), 1105 nucleotides long. Its product is annotated as C-type lectin domain family 7 member A. NCBI's taxonomy places the organism in Eukaryota, Metazoa, Arthropoda, Malacostraca, Decapoda, Penaeidae. The record is from RefSeq and is a predicted model, not a curated record.
CCGCUAAGAAACCGCCUGAGAACCACCAGCUGCGCGAAGCCACUUUUAUUUUAAAACCCCGUGAGAAAGCGUCGCCCGCAGAUCCAGCUUGGCGACGCUCGAGUGCAGGAUAUGACUCGCGUGAUACGUAUUUUGCUCUCCGUGGCGGGGAUGGCGGCCGUUCUUCCCGUCAGCCAAGCGACCCCCCCCUCGUCCAGAGUUCAGAAUGUGCCCCGAAAUCCACCCGCGUGCACCUUGCCCUACCACAACAUCGGGGGCCACUGCCUGCUGAUCGACGACCUCCUGCUGGGGUCGUGGGAGCGGAUGAGCACCUUCUGCGUGGACUUCGGCGGCACCCUCGCCAACCUGUACGAUGCCAAUGUACUCACGGCCGCCAUCGCCUACAUGGACGAGCACGGCCUUAGGGAUCGGUGUUUCUGGGUGGGCGCCUCCGAUGCCGCCGAGGAGGGCGUGUGGCGCUGGACGGACGGCAACCUGGUGAGGCGGGGGACGCCCUUGUGGGGGGACCUGGCCGACGAGGUGCAGCAGCCGACGGGGGGGACGGCGGAGAACUGCGGCCUCCUGCUGUUCGGGGAUCACCACUUCCUCCACGACGCCGACUGCAGCGAGGAGCACGCGGUCAUCUGUGAGCAAGUUGAAGCACAGGCUGUACAUUACAAGUCGCCCAAAAUAGACUGCCCGCUCCCUUACCAGUAUAUCGGCGGCCGGUGCCUCUUCGUUAACCCUUUCGGCACCAAGAGCUGGGGCGACAUGAACGCCUACUGCCAGAACAUGGGCGGACACAUGGCCAAGCUCGACGAUGCUAACCUGCUUGGCUACGUCUUUGAUUACCUUACCGGCAAUGAAGGCCUGGGCGACGUGUUCUACUGGAUCGGAGCCACGGACGCCGCGACGGAGGGCGAGUGGCUCUGGCACGACGGCACCCGCGUCACGAUGGGCACGCCCUUCUGGGGGGACGCGCCCAGCGGGAACCAGGCUCCCGACGGCGGCGAGGACCACGACUGCGCCUUCCUCAAGCCCACCGACCACUUCUUCUUCAACGACUACCUGUGCGAGGGCGACAACACACACUCCUUCGGCGUCAUCUGCGAGUACUAGGCCCGAG